ACGAAACCAUCUCUGUGAAUCUGCUGCUCAGUCUGAUAGGGUGUUUCACAAUGGCAGAAGCACAUUUUGAAGAUAUGGAUCUGAUUACCUGUUCAAUCUGUCUGGAUUUACUGAAGGAUCCGGUGACUACUGCCUGUGGACACAGUUACUGUAUGGGCUGUAUUAUAGAACACUGGGAUCAGGAUGAUCUGAAAGGUUUCUACAGCUGUCCACAGUGCAGACAGACCUUUAUCCCAAGGCCUGUUCUAAACAGGAGCACUGUGCUGGCUGAAGUGGUGGAGAAACUGAAGAACAGAGGACUCCAGGCUGCUCCCCCUCCUGCUCACUGUUAUGCUGGACCUUUAGAUGUGGGGUGUGACAGCUGCAUUGGGAGAAAACUCAAAGCUUUCAAGUCUUGUCUGAUGUGUCUGGCCUCUUACUGUGAGACUCACCUCAAUCUUCACAAUGACCUCAACCGAGGAAAAAAACACAAGUUGAUUGAUGCCACUGGACAACUCCAGGAGAAGAUUUGCCCUCAUCAUGACAAAUUGCUGGAGGUUUACUGUCGUACAGAUCAGCAGUGUAUCUGUCUGCUGUGUGUGAUGGAUGAACAUAAAGGCCAUGAUACAGUGUCAGCUGCAGCAGAGAGGACUGAGAAACAGAAGCAGAUGGGGGAAAACAGUCUGAAAUCCAUGCUGAGAAUCCAGGAGAGAGAGAAGGAGAUGCAGGAGCUGAGACAGGCUGUGGACUCUCUGAAGUGCUCUGCACAAGAGGAAUUGUCUGACAGUGAGAGGACCUUAACUGAGCUGAUCCUCUUCAUUGAGAGAAGGCGCUCUGAGGUGAAUGAGCUGAUCAGAGCCCAGGAGGAGGCUGAAGUGAGUCGAGCUAAAAGGCGACUGCAGCAACUGGAACAGGAAGUGGCUGAGUUGAAGAGGAGAGAUACUGAACUAAAGCAGCUUUCACACACAGAGGAUAACAUCCAUUUCCUCCAGAGUUUCCAGUCUCUCUGUGUUACUCCUGGAUCUGAGGCCAUACCCAGCAUCAGUAUCACAUUUGAACAAGCGAAGAAAUGUGUCUCUGACCUGAAAGAGAUCUGCAAGGUGGAAAUGGACAGGAUAUCCAGGAAAGAUGUGUUUAAAUCAAAUAAUAUGAUUAUAAUAUUUGUUUUUAUUAUUGUCUUGUUUCUAAUGUUUUUUGGGAGAGGGGGGGGCGGGGGAUGAAUCAGCUUUAAUAUUGCAGAUAGAUUGUGACUUAUAUCAGCGUAAUUGUCUGCAUCAUUUCCAAUACCCCAUAUAUAUAUAUAUUUUGAAAACAUCAUCUUAAAUAUAUUUUCCUUUUUUAUUAAUUUCCCCAAACCCUACCACCACUCCCCUAACUGGAGUAACUAAUGGACAGAAUACUUAGGCUUCCACUUCCUUUAUACAUAAUACAUACAUUUCACGGACACUGUAUUUGACAUUAGUUAUCUUUGAAGACCAUCUACCUCUGAAGACCAUCCAGUUUUGAUUUCUAUUUGUCAUAUACAUUUCUCAUAUUCUGAACCUUUCUAAUCUCACAGUUUCUACAGAUUGUAAAUAUUAAAGAUAAACACCUUUGCUAAGAGUAUUAUUAUAUUAUUGAUCGAUUGACUGUGACUUUUCAACAACCAGUAGCAUGAAUUUGUUAGUACAGCACACACUACACAAGCACUGCAUCACUCAUUAACUUGACUUGGCAAUCUCUUCUCCCAUAUGACCAGUUGGAAAAGUCUAAGUGGGAUCCUUAGGACCUCCAACUCUGAUGUCACCCCAAUGAAGGUUACAUUUUAAACGGUUAAAGGAACAGGUUAAGGUUAGGGUUAAGUUAAGGGUUAGGUUUAGGGUUUAGUGUAGGGACAUCCAAAGGAUACCAUUUAGCAUCAACCAUGCCAAAUUGCCCAUUUCCCACUCACUUUUAGAAACUCAAACGGGGUGCGUUCAGUUCAAUUAAACGCUUGCUUUGUUUGCGUAACGGCUUGUACUGAAUGACACGUUUCCCAAAAACGCUCUUCAAUGUUCUGCUCCGUUUGGUGGGUGUGGCAGGGUGUGUCAUGAAGCAACAAGUGGUGUAUUUAAAGGAAAGCGGCCAUGCUGACAGCAUUCCCUAAAUCACAACCCAACCCCUUACAAUUUUUCAACUGGUCGUUCAGAACAGCACCGUUUCCGUUUAAUUGAAUAAUGCAUUACAUUUUAUUUGUGCUGAAUGCAGCCCUGAUGCCCAAGGGAAGGGCGCCAGAGGUGAUUGGCCAACAUAUGGGUGCAGAGAUUGGCUGACUGACUUGUCAAUAAUAUAUUCUUAAAGGCACAGGGCCUUUUUCCUCUUCCUGGACUGGUUCCUGCUGACAUUGGAUCCCAACACAGCACAUCAACUCCUGUGUCUAUCUGAGGGGAACCAAAAGUUGACCAGGAGUGAUAAGAUUCAGCCUUAUCUCAACCAUCAACAUAUAUUCAGCCACUGGAAACAGGUUUUGUGUGGAGAGUGUCUGUCUGGAGCUACUGGGAGGAAGAGCGGAUCGGGUUGAGGUUGAUUUAGCCAUCUCAGAUAAAGCCAUCAGCAGGAGAGGAAGUGGUAAUGACUGUUGGUUUGGAGGUAAUGACCACAGCGCUCCUACCGACAGUGAGUCACGUGGACGUGGAACGUUAUAAUGGGGAAAACGAGUGACUGUUAAGGAAAUUUUUAUCAAUGAUGACUAAUUAUGUGUACCUUUCAAUCAGGACUGACUAGUCCAAAUGCUAUUAUGUACUGUACAUAUAUGAAUUUUCCCUCUUGCUCCCAUUCCCAAUUGUAUAUAAUAUAGUCAGGAGUCUAGUAACAAUGACGGUCUGUUCCUUUGUACAAAUGAAUGAACUAUCUCCAGACUGUCUAGAAUGCUGAUUUACAAUGACUGACCUUGGCUUUAGGCGAGGAGGGAAGGCUCGAGAACUAUAGGGCCUCUCUACCGGUGUCAUGAAGAGAUAGAACAUUUAGAAAACGCUGACGUCAUUUUCAGUUUAUAACCUGUGGAAAAAUGUGUAUGUACCAGUACUCUUCAAGAAUAAAUGCUGAGCCUGUUUUUAA
Oncorhynchus masou masou (cherry salmon) is the source of this 3054-nucleotide messenger RNA. RefSeq names its product tripartite motif-containing protein 29-like. The record is from RefSeq and is a predicted model, not a curated record. The transcript is spliced from 4 exons. The coding region runs from base 51 to 1199 and encodes 382 amino acids. NCBI's taxonomy places the organism in Eukaryota, Metazoa, Chordata, Actinopteri, Salmoniformes, Salmonidae. Gene Ontology annotation, molecular function: zinc ion binding.